GAGGAAAAAAGAAAAAGAGGAAGCACAAAUGUCAGUGAGGUGAGCCCAGGUCCGAGCCACCUCUCUCUCUCUCUUUCUCUUUUCAUCGUUUUCUUUCCCCAGGAAAAAAAAAGUAUCCUUUCUUCUUCUUGAUGCGAGCGUAGGUUUUCACCUUCCUUCUAGAUCGGAAUCUCUCAAGGGUUUCUUCUGAUUAACUGAAAAAGUGUGAACCUUUGAGGUCGUCGAACGAAAUGGGAACAUGGAGGAGGCAGCUAAAGGCUAUGCUCCGCAAGAAUUGGCUUCUCAAAACUCGUCAUCCCUUCGUUACUUCUGCUGAGAUUUUGCUUCCGACUGUUGUAAUGUUGCUGUUGAUUGCCGUGAGGACACGCGUUGACACCACAAUUCACCCCGCUCGCUCGAAUAUAGAGAAAGACACGGUGGUCCAAGUCGGCGAAGGUAUCUCUCCCAGUUUUCCUCAAGUUUUGGAGCUUUUGCUUGCUGAUGGGGAGUUCUUAGCUUUUGCACCUGACACCGAUGAAACAAAUAACAUGAUCGACAUUCUCUCUCUAAAGUUUCCUGAUCUGCGGCUGGUUACUAGAAUUUUUAAAGAUGACAUUGAGCUGGAAACCUAUAUAACCUCUGCGCAUUAUGCUGUCUGCAGCGAUGUUAGGAAUUGUUCGAAUCCAAAACUAAAAGGAGCAGUGGUUUUCCAUGAACAAGGACCUCAUGUAUAUGAUUAUAGCAUCCGCUUGAACCACACAUGGGCAUUGGCAGGAUUCCCUAAUGUUAAGUCGAUCAUGGACACAAAUGGACCUUAUAUCAAUGAUCUGGAAAUGGGGAUUAAUACCAUACCAACAAUGCAAUACAGCUUCAGCGGAUUCUUGACUCUUCAGCAGGUGGUAGACUCUUUCAUUAUAUUUGCCUCUCAGCAAAACAUAGACUUGCCAUCAUCACAUGCAUCUCUUGGUUCAGCGUUAUCCCUUGAGAUGCCAUGGACUAUGUUUAGCCCGUCAAAGAUAAGAAUGGUUCCAUUUCCAACCCGCGAAUACACUGAUGAUGAGUUCCAAUCUAUUGUCAAAAGCGUAAUGGGCUUGUUGUACCUUCUGGGAUUUCUGUUUCCAAUCUCCCGGCUUAUCAGCUACUCUGUCUUUGAGAAGGAGCAGAAAAUAAGAGAAGGACUUUACAUGAUGGGCUUGAAAGAUGAGAUUUUCCAUUUGUCGUGGUUUAUCACAUAUGCAUUGCAGUUCGCAUUGUGCGCUGGGAUUAUUACAACUUGUACGAUGGGAAGUAUCUUUAAGUAUAGUGAUAAGACAUUAGUCUUCACAUACUUCUUUCUGUUUGGGGUCAGCGCAAUAAUGCUCUCAUUUCUAAUAUCAACAUUUUUCACUCGAGCUAAGACAGCUGUCGCAGUUGGGACCUUGGCCUUUCUCGGAGCAUUCUUCCCUUAUUACACUGUUAACGAUGAAUCUGUGUCCAUGGUAUUGAAAGUUGUUGCUUCUUUGCUUUCACCUACUGCAUUUGCUCUUGGGUCAAUCAACUUUGCUGAUUACGAGCGUGCACACGUUGGACUUCGUUGGAGCAACAUAUGGCUGGCAUCGUCUGGAGUAAGUUUUUUUGUCUGCCUCUUGAUGAUGCUGCUCGACUCUAUUCUGUACUGCGCUAUUGGCCUUUAUCUGGACAAGGUCCUUCCCAGGGAAAAUGGUGUACGGUACCCAUGGAACUUUAUCUUCAACAAGUGCUUUGGGAGGAAGAAAAACAACCAAUAUUGCAUUCCAGGUCUCAACUCUAAUAUAGAGGGUACUCAGGGAGAGCCUUUUGAUCCUGUUAUCGAAUCAAUAAGCCUGGAAAUGAGGCAACAAGAGCUUGAUGGGAGGUGCAUACAAAUUAAAAAUCUGCAUAAGGUCUUUGCUUCAGGAAGGGGGAAUUGCUGUGCAGUUAAUUCAUUGCGACUAACAUUGUACGAGAACCAGAUACUUUCACUUCUGGGCCAUAAUGGGGCUGGUAAAAGCACAACAAUAUCAAUGCUUGUCGGCCUUCUUCCUCCAACUUCUGGAGAUGCCCUGAUACUUGGAAACAGUAUCGUCACAAAUAUGGAUGAGAUACGAAAAGAACUAGGUGUUUGCCCUCAGCAUGACAUCCUCUUUCCGGAACUGACAGUUAGAGAACACUUGGAGAUGUUUGCGGUUCUUAAAGGUGUUAAGGAAGAUUCCUUGAAGAGCACAGUUACUGAUAUGGCAGAGGAAGUGGGGUUGUCUGAUAAAAUUAGUACACUAGUGCGGGCACUUUCCGGAGGCAUGAAAAGGAAAUUAUCACUUGGAAUCGCAUUGAUAGGAAACAGUAAGGUGAUUAUUCUCGAUGAACCAACCAGUGGAAUGGAUCCCUACUCAAUGCGUCUUACAUGGCAGUUGAUUAAGAAAAUUAAAAAGGGCAGAAUAAUAUUGCUAACAACCCAUUCCAUGGAUGAAGCUGAAGAACUUGGAGAUCGGAUAGGGAUCAUGGCUAACGGGUCUCUUAAGUGUUGUGGCAGCUCGAUGUUCCUGAAGCAUCACUACGGGGUUGGGUACACUCUGACGCUAGUAAAGACUUCUCCAGCUGUCUCUGUUGCCGCACAUAUAGUUCAUCGUCACAUUCCAUCAGCAACCUGUGUGAGUGAGGUGGGAAACGAAAUCUCUUUCAAGCUUCCUUUGGCAUCCUUGCCUUGCUUUGAAAAUAUGUUCAGAGAAAUUGAGAGUUGCAUGAAGAGUUCUGUUGACAGAUCUAGGAUUAGUGAGAUUGAGGAUUCAGAUUAUCCUGGUAUUCAGAGUUAUGGUAUAUCUGUGACAACACUUGAAGAGGUGUUUCUGAGAGUUGCUGGCUGUAACUUAGAUAUCGAGGACAAGCAAGAUACAUUUGCUUCUCCUGAUACCGAGGCUUCUUUGGUGUGCAUUGAGUCUGUUCAGAAGAGCACUAUCCAACCCAAAUUACUAGCAAGUUGUAAUGAGGGCGCUGGAGUUAUUAUUACCUCAAUUGCAAAAGCUUGCAGAUUAAUCGUUGCUGCAGUUUGGGCUUUCAUUGGAUUCAUUAGCAUGCAAUGUUGUGGUUGUUCCGUUAUCUCAAGGUCAAUGUUUUGGCGGCAUUGCAAAGCGUUGUUCAUAAAAAGAGCAAGAUCUGCUUUCCGAGAUCGCAAAACAGUGGCGUUCCAGCUCAUCAUCCCAGCAGUAUUCUUACUUUUUGGCCUUCUUUUACUACAGCUCAAGCCACAUCCUGAUCAGAAAUCCAUUACGCUGACAACUGCCUAUUUUAAUCCUCUCCUGAGUGGCAAUGGAGGUGGUGGUCCGAUUCCUUUUGAUCUAUCUGAGCCAAUUGCCAAAGAGGUUGCAGAAUAUAUUGAAGGAGGCUGGAUUCAGCCCUUGAGGAAUAGUUCAUAUAAGUUUCCUAAUCCAAAAGAGGCAUUGGCUGAUGCAAUUGAUGCAGCAGGUCCCACGUUGGGCCCCACUCUACUUUCCAUGAGCGAAUUUCUGAUGUCUAGUUUUGAUCAGUCAUACGAGUCAAGGUAUGGGGCAGUUUUAAUGGAUAGUCAGCAUCCAGAUGGGAGUGUAGGAUAUACCGUGUUACACAACAGUACUUGCCAGCAUGCUGGUCCUAUCUACAUCAAUGUUAUGCAUUCUGCCCUUCUCCGACUUGCUAGUGGUAACAAGAAUAUGACAAUUCAAACUCGAAACCAUCCUUUGCCUCCAACAAAAAGUCAGCGCUUACAGCGUCAUGAUUUGGAUGCCUUUUCAGCUGCAAUUAUUGUAAGCAUUGCAUUUUCAUUCAUCCCGGCCUCCUUUGCAGUUCCCAUUGUUAAGGAGCGAGAGGUGAAAGCGAAGCACCAACAGCUUAUUAGUGGGGUUUCUGUUCUUUCAUACUGGUUAUCAACGUACGUAUGGGAUUUCGUCAGUUUCUUAUUUCCGUCAACAUUUGCAAUAAUCCUCUUCUACGCUUUUGGUCUGGAGCAGUUUAUCGGAAUAGGUCGGUUUCUACCGACUGUCCUGAUGCUCCUGGAGUAUGGCUUGGCAAUUGCAUCAUCAACUUAUUGUCUUACAUUUUUCUUCACCGAGCAUAGCAUGGCUCAGAAUGUUAUUCUUAUGGUUCACUUCUUCUCUGGUCUUAUCUUAAUGGUUAUCUCAUUUGUCAUGGGCCUUAUUCCAGCUACAGUUAAUGCAAACUCAUAUCUAAAGACCUUCUUUAGACUAUCACCAGGAUUUUGCUUCUCUGAUGGAUUGGCUUCUUUAGCUCUUCUAAGGCAGGGGAUGAAAGACAAAUCCAGUCAUGGGGUGUUUGAUUGGAAUGUCACUGGAGCAUCUAUCUCAUACCUAGCUUUGGAGAGUAUAUUCUACUUCCUUUUGACGCUUGGGCUUGAGCUCUUGCCUGUUCAAAAGAUGAUGUCUUUCUCAAUUGGGGAGUGGUGGCAGAAUUUUAAAGUUUUCAAGCAAGGUGCUGGUUCUAGUUCUACAGAGCCGCUUCUCAAGGAUUCGAGUGGAGCCAUUUCCGCUGAUAUGGAGGAUGACAUAGACGUGCAAGAGGAAAGAAACAGGGUGAUUUCAGGGUUGACAGACAACACCAUAUUCUACUUACAGAACCUGAGAAAGGUCUAUCCUGGUUCCAAUCAUCACGGCCCAAAAGUAGCUGUACAGUCUUUGACUUUCUCGGUCCAAGCAGGAGAAUGUUUUGGCUUUUUAGGGACGAAUGGAGCUGGGAAGACUACUACCUUGUCUAUGCUAUCUGGAGAAGAAACACCAACCAGUGGAACUGCCUUUGUCUUUGGCAAAGACAUAGUAGCGAGUCCCAAAGCUAUCCGUCAGCAUAUUGGCUACUGCCCCCAGUUUGAUGCUUUAUUCGAGUAUUUGACUGUGAAGGAGCACCUUGAACUUUAUGCAAGGAUCAAAGGAGUGGUUGACUAUAUAAUUGAUAAUGUGGUUAUGGAAAAGCUAGUCGAGUUUGACUUGUUGAAGCAUUCUCACAAGCCAUCAUUCACUCUUAGCGGCGGAAACAAGCGCAAACUAUCCGUUGCUAUUGCGAUGAUUGGAGAUCCUCCCAUUGUCAUCCUUGAUGAACCAUCUACAGGUAUGGAUCCUGUUGCCAAAAGAUUCAUGUGGGAUGUGAUAUCUCGCCUGUCGACAAGGAGUGGAAAGACGGCGGUUAUUCUUACUACUCACAGCAUGAAUGAAGCUCAAGCGCUUUGCACAAGGAUCGGGAUCAUGGUUGGAGGCCGCCUGAGAUGCAUAGGUAGUCCACAACACUUAAAGACGCGCUUCGGAAACCACCUUGAGUUAGAGGUCAAACCAAACGAAGUGAGCCAUGUGGACUUGGAGAACCUUUGCCAGAUGAUUCAGCAGUGGCUGUUUAACGUUCCUUCUCAGCCUAGAAGUUUGCUUGGUGACCUCGAAGUAUGUAUCGGAGUCUCUGACUCUAUUACUCCUGAUACGGCUUCAGCAUCAGAAAUCAGUUUGUCACCAGAAAUGAUACAAAGCAUUGCCAAGUAUCUGGGUAAUGAGCAGAGAGUGAGUACUCUUGUACCUCCCAUGCCUGAGGAAGAUGUUGGAUUCGAUGAACAGUUAUCAGAACAGCUCUUUCGAGAUGGUGGUAUUCCGUUGCCAAUAUUUGCCGAGUGGUGGCUUACCAAAGAAAAGUUUUCAGCAUUAGAUUCUUUCAUACAAUCUUCGUUUCCAGGUGCAACGUUUAAGAGCUGCAAUGGAUUGAUCAUUAAAUACCAGUUGCCAUUUGGAGAAGGAGGAUUGUCACUUGCAGAUGCCUUUGGACACCUUGAAAGAAACAGGAAUCGGUUGGGAAUAGCUGAAUACAGCAUAAGUCAGUCCACACUUGAGACCAUAUUCAACCAUUUUGCAGCUAACUCAUAACCAGUAAAACCAUUAUUGCGGCUUUUGUAUAACCCAAAACACUUCAUGAGCACAGCCUAAAGAGAGAUCUGAUCACUCACCCAAAAAAUAGUUGUAAAUAUGGCACAUAUAUAAAAAACAUGAGUUCAUAUAUAUACACAAUGUUGUAAUGUACCAUGUUUCGAACACUAUCAAUACUAUGUUUUGAUCUUUGA
Messenger RNA from Brassica napus (rape), 6052 nucleotides. RefSeq names its product ABC transporter A family member 1. Lineage: Eukaryota; Viridiplantae; Streptophyta; Magnoliopsida; Brassicales; Brassicaceae. Gene Ontology annotation, biological process: transmembrane transport; lipid transport. The record is from RefSeq and is a predicted model, not a curated record. Gene Ontology annotation, molecular function: ABC-type transporter activity; ATP hydrolysis activity; ATP binding. The transcript has 40 exons. Gene Ontology annotation, cellular component: intracellular membrane-bounded organelle; membrane. The coding region runs from base 231 to 5858 and encodes 1875 amino acids.